ACCCCACGCCUUUUAGAACUAGACCACCACUAUGCAAAUAGUACUUGAACAAACCAUCCAGUAGGCACUUGAUCAUAGGAUGUAGGAUGCUGCAGAAUAUCAUGCGACCUCUCGCUCCAUGCUUAGCUACAAGACGAGGCAAUUCGCACCGGAAAUUCCUGCCAUCUUGCGCUCCUCUUCCAGAUCCAAAGUUUAAGAGACACAUGCAUAUGGGGCAUAUAUGACACACCAUCAAGCUGCGUUUUUCAAUUACGACCAGAUGACCGCUCCCCACAGUUAUAAAAGGGAUAUCAUAGUGAACUGGGCGAACACUCCACAUUUUUGGGUACGAACAUGUUGGCCGUUGCUUUUUUCCUCUUUUCCGCCUGUGUGCAAGCUAAUAGCACAUUUGAUUUUAGAGGUCUUGAUUCCCUAGUUCAGCGCAGACUGCCUCAGCAUGCCGAGGAUUUCACAUUCACAGCGUUGCCUGGGACAGGGGACAGGUAUAUUAUAAAUGACACUGGCGAUAGAAAGGGUGCUGUUACCGUUUCUUGCACGUCCAUCAGUGCGUGCGCUCGUGGUUUAUACACUUACCUGACCAAGUUUGGCGGCGUUGAUAUCUGGUGGACUGGUUCUCGAUUGCACGAGUUACCUUCUCACCUGCCACAUGUAGGAGAACCCAUCACUGGUGAGGCCGUGGUGCCAUUUAGGUACCACUUCAACACUGUUACAUUCGGCUACACUACAGCCUUCUGGGCGUUGGACAAGUGGUCGCUACUCUUAGACUGGCUUGCGUUAAGAGGCGUGAAUCUGCCUCUAGCAUGGGUUGGCUACGAACACAUUCUAUCUGAAGUAUUCCGUGACGCAGGACUAUCCGAUUCAGAAAUUGCUGCCUUCCUCUCAGGACCAGCUUUCUUGCCAUGGAACAGAUUUGGUAAUAUCCAGGGAAGUUGGGGCGGAAAUCUACCAACGCAAUGGGUAAAUGAUCAAUUUGCCCUUGGAAAACAAAUCAUACAACGCAUGGUCGAACUGGGUAUGAUCCCGAUUCUCCCUUCGUUCACUGGCUUCGUACCUCGCGCCUUGGCUACUCACUAUCCUAACGCAUCGAUAGUCACCGGCGGACAAUGGUCGGGUUUCGAGCCUAGCUUAACGAAUGUUUCCUUCCUGGAACCGUUCGAUCCCCUGUUUGCCCAACUGCAGAAGUCCUUUAUCCUCAAACAAAAGGCUGCAUACGGCAACCUUUCACAUAUUUACACUCUUGAUCAAUACAACGAAAACGAUCCGUUCAGUGGCGAUAUUUCCUACUUGCGAAACGUCUCAUCCAAUACCUUUUCGAGCCUUCGAGAGGCGGAUCCGGACGCUGUUUGGCUGAUGCAGGGAUGGCUAUUCUUCGUCAGCUCCGCUUUCUGGACAAAUGACCGUAUCGAUGCAUACCUCGGAGGAGUUGAGGGAAAUGACACGAUGAUCAUCCUUGACCUGUAUUCAGAAGCAGCGCCCCAGUGGAAUCGCACGAAUAAUUAUUCUGGAAAACAAUGGAUAUGGUGCGAGCUUCACGAUUUUGGUGGGACUAUGGGAAUGGAGGGCAAUCUUGAGGGACUUACAAAAGACCCAAUUGCUGCACUUCAAUCUCCGGGAAGUUCUAUGAAAGGUAUUGGACUGACGAUGGAGGGUCAAGAGGGCAAUGAGAUUGUCUACGAUAUUGUCUUAGACCAGGCGUGGUCCCCCAAGCCCCUCGUGAUCAAUGACUAUGUCACUAGAUGGGUCACUCGGCGAUACACAGUCCAUCCACUUCCUUCAGCAGCUCAGAAGGCGUGGUACAUUCUGAGCACGACAGUCUACAACAACACAGACCCUACAUCACAACUAACAACUAAGAGUAUCUUGGAGCUCACUCCAGCCCUCACAGGGCUGAUCAACCGGACAGUACUACUUCCAACUGUGGUCCGAUAUUCUACAAAUAUCACCAUCCUGCCAGCGUUAAAGCUACUCCUCCAGGCGUCCGAUGCUGCACCUUCUCUCCGAAAUAUACCCGAAUUCAGAUAUGAUGUAGUGGGCCUCUGUCGCCAGUUUCUUGCAAAUCGAUUCAACGAUCUCUACCAGGACCUCAUUACUGUCUACAAUUCGUCGGCAACUUCUCGUGAAGCCGUCACAUCCGCUGGCGAACAACUUCUACAUCUCCUGGGCGAUCUGGACAGGCUGUUGUACACAAACGAGAACUUCCUGCUGAGCACUUGGAUCGCUGAUGCUCGUCAAUGGGCAGGGGCCGGUCCUGAGACGAAUGCUUCUUAUGCUGCCUAUCUUGAAUACAACGCGCGGAACCAGAUCACGCUUUGGGGACCGAAUGGGGAGAUUGACGACUAUGCGUCGAAGCAGUGGGCAGGUCUCGUCGGAGAAUACUAUUCCCAGCGCUGGACACUGUUUGUGGAUUAUCUGACCAGUCUCAAGCAGAACGGUCAGGAAUACAACGCCACAGAUAUCUCGUCGAGGCUGCUUUCGAUUGGUCGAACCUGGCAGACGCAGAGAUGGGGUAAUAUUACCGGAGAGACCUUGGGUACGAAAGGCGGCACUUUUGAAGUUGUAGACGAAGUGCUUCAAAAUUGGGCACAGCAACCACGAACGUGAUGUUCACAUUGUAUUUGACAGUGCAGGCGCCAUCAUAGUACCGACCGAGUACGUAGAUCAAGUGGCGCUGGACUCUGCUUUCCGACCACGAUGAUAUUCUCAUGCACUUACGUACCACCGACUGCACUUCAAAUGUCAACUUGAAGCUUAAGGGUUGAAUAGCUAAAUGUGCAGUAUACGAGAGGCUGACUUGAUCACGGGCUGCAGGUAUUACAUACACCCUGCCACUUGACAAGGCAUUGACG
This is a messenger RNA of Somion occarium, 2846 nucleotides long. Lineage: Eukaryota; Fungi; Basidiomycota; Agaricomycetes; Polyporales; Cerrenaceae. The record is from the annotation of a GenBank genome assembly.